AAGAAGAAAAUAGGAGUAAAAUACUUCAAUUUUAUAACCAAAGGAAAAAAAAAAAGAAAAAGGAAAAAAACAGGAAAAGGAGCUGUUAUUGAACGCAACAGCGGCAAGGCUUCGUUGGAUCAAAUCGAAGCUGCGAUACCAUUUUCUCUCUCCUCUCUUCUUCCCCACUUUCUUUCUGCAAUUUUUUUUUUUUUUUUGUUUUUUUUUUUUUGGAUUUUCCUCAUAAUUUCCCCCUUUUCCAUUUCAAUUUCAUAAAUAAAUUCAUCCCUUAAUUUUUUUUUAGGCUGAGGAAAAUAAAAUUUCGAUUUUAAGAAAAAUUUGGGAGGGAGAAAAUUAAGGGAAUUAAAAUACGGAGUAUACAGAAUUUAAUUCCUUCCCUUUUUUUUUUAAAAAAAAAAUUAAUUACUCCGUAUUAAUUUAUUUAAUAAGUAAUUCCCUUUUGUUUUCAAUGGGGGUUACCUUCCAAUUUUCUCUUCAUUUCCAUAACCAAACACAAAAACCCAAUUAGGGUUUGUUCGUCGAUUGAUUAUUUUUCCUUUAUUUUUUUUUUAAAAUUUUUGAAAAAUUUCCUGGAAUAUUGAUUCAAUUUUACAUGGAACCUCGAGUUGGUAACAAGUUUCGGCUUGGUCGGAAGAUCGGCAGUGGUUCCUUUGGAGAGAUCUACCUUGGUACCAAUGUACAAACCAAUGAGGAGGUGGCAAUCAAGCUUGAAAACGUGAAAACAAAGCAUCCUCAACUGCUUUAUGAGUCCAAAUUGUACAAAAUUCUGCAAGGAGGAACUGGAAUUCCUAACGUAAGAUGGUUUGGUGUUGAAGGAGACUAUAAUGUUUUAGUCAUAGAUCUACUUGGGCCCAGCUUAGAAGAUUUAUUCAAUUUCUGUAGUAGGAAGUUUUCACUGAAGACUGUUCUUAUGCUUGCUGAUCAGAUGAUCAAUCGAGUUGAAUUUGUUCAUUCUAAAUCAUUUUUGCAUCGAGAUAUUAAGCCAGACAACUUCCUCAUGGGAUUAGGACGACGUGCAAAUCAGGUUUACAUGAUUGAUUUUGGUCUAGCAAAGAAGUAUAGAGACAGUACAACCCAUCAACAUAUUCCUUACAGGGAGAACAAGAAUUUGACUGGGACUGCUAGAUAUGCAAGCAUGAACACUCACUUAGGAAUCGAACAAAGCCGGAGGGAUGACUUAGAAUCACUGGGUUAUGUUCUUAUGUAUUUUUUAAGAGGAAGUCUCCCCUGGCAGGGGCUGAAAGCGGGGACCAAGAAACAGAAGUAUGAAAAAAUUAGUGAGAAAAAGGUCUCGACAUCUAUUGAGGCUCUAUGUCGAGGUUAUCCAACAGAAUUUGCAUCCUACUUCCAUUAUUGCCGUUCACUGCGGUUUGAUGAUAAGCCAGAUUAUGCCUAUCUGAAAAGGAUCUUUCGUGACCUCUUUAUUCGUGAAGGAUUUCAGUUUGAUUAUGUCUUUGAUUGGACUAUUCUGAAGUAUCAGCAAUCUCAGAUUGUUGCUCCCCCUCCACGCGCCCUUGGUGCUGCUGGACCAAGCUCUGGGUUGCUUCAUGGCGCUAGUGACAGACAACCUGGUGCUGAGGAAGGUAGACCUUCUAACUGGCUUUCUGCAGACUCAGCACGUAGGAGAAUGCCGAGUUUGCCUAAGCAGAAAAGUCCUGUUGGAAAUGAUCCGGCUGCAGCCAAAGAACCCAUGCUUUCUAGCUCUGCUGUGAGAACAAGCACAUCAGCAAGGCGUGCUGCAGGGUCAAGUAGUCGGGAUGCAGUGUUUGCUGGGAGUGAUGCGGAUGCCACUCGCCCUGGUUCUGGGGAUCCUACUCUUCAGAAAGUUUCAAGUGGGCACCGUAUAUCUCCAUUUGUGUCAUCAGAGCAUCCUCGUUCAUUUUCUGCCAGGGUAGCGUCAAAUGAACAAAAUCUUGAAUCUACCAUCAAGAAAAUCGAGGGCCUUAAUGUUAGCAACGAAGAGAGGCUGCAGUAACAAGUAUCUGCACAAAGCUUUUUUAGACGUCACUUUCCCCAAUGUAAAUCUCAAAUAUCAGUCUGUUUUAUGGACCAUAAGUGUUUUUCUUUCUUUUUUCCCCCCACUUUUAAAUUUAGGUUCUGCUGGCUGUUCUUUUUCUUUCCCUCUUAUUGUUUUUUAAAUUUUUUAGGACAGGCGAAAGCCAGAAAAUUGAAGGCAUGAAACCAGAAGAGGUAAGUACUGUGGAAGCACCUGUAAGGAAGUUUUAAUAGUCCCCUUUAAUUGAGGUGGAAUGCAGAAUAUUUACGUCUUGGUCAAAUCAUUUUCA
Molecule: messenger RNA, 2285 nt
Organism: Chenopodium quinoa (quinoa)
Lineage: Eukaryota; Viridiplantae; Streptophyta; Magnoliopsida; Caryophyllales; Amaranthaceae
Product: casein kinase 1-like protein 2
Exons: 14
Coding region: 593-1975 (460 amino acids)
Biological process (GO): endocytosis; peptidyl-serine phosphorylation; signal transduction
Cellular component (GO): cytoplasm; nucleus
Molecular function (GO): ATP binding; protein serine/threonine kinase activity
Source: RefSeq, a predicted model, not a curated record